AUGCGUCUUAAAACUACUCUUCAAAAAGAGCCAAAGCAUAUCCUUUUUAACCUAAAUAAUAAAGUUAUUGUCCGUCAAGUAGUAGCAGUAGUAGGAAUGUAAACUUAAAAUUACCAACAAAAUUUUUAUAAAAAACCCAUAAAAUAAGUAUAGACCUAAUUUAUAAGGGCCCAAUGAGGUAUUGUAUUAAUAAAAAAUAAUGCCAGCUUGUCUAGUAAUGUAUGUACAUCUAUAUUUAUUUUAAGGAUGGUGAGACUCCUAAGCCCAUAUUACUAUUAUGGGUAGAGUGCAUCAAAGCAUAUAAUUAUAAUAUUAGGCAUAAUUAAUGAUGAAUGCUUCCUUCCUCAUAAAAAUUUCAUGGUGAAUGCAGCAAUAUCUCUCGAUUCUAGCUGUGUAUAAUGUGACGAGAAUUUUUAAUGACCUGCCGUCGCCCUUUUUCCUGACAUAAUUGCAGUUGGUAAAUUAUUUUGUUUUAAUGACCGUAGCAACUUUAUUGUAUGCUUACUUCUAGAAACGCGGCAAGAAAUAUCAGCAACCUGUGGUGGCCCCUUCCCUCAGCCUCAGCACCCUACAUUGGCUAGUUACACACUGUGGUGACAAUCGAAAAGUGUGAAAACGAAGAAAAACAAUACAAAAAAUAGUUAUAAAAAUAUUGCUGAUGAAAACGGCGUGUUGUCUGCCAUGGGAAGCAAUAAUUAUUCAAUGGGCUCAACUCACCCCACCCAGUCACUUCAUUAUUUUAAUUUAGACCUUUAAGUAUUUUAAUGUUGUUAUUCCUUAUAAAAUUGAUAUAAAUAAUGAAUGUUAAGUAAUGUAAGCACUAACAUUCAACUACAACUAUCGCUCUACUUCUGAACCACUUACCAAAAGUUUUUUAAAAAUUGUCUUACUAAAGCAGGUGCAAAAAGGUACAUCGUACUCUUCAUACUACACAAUUUUGAAUUUAGUACCUGACUUUCCUUGGAUAUUUCACACAACAAUUUCACACGUUCAAACAGCAAUGGUGAUUAGAUCUUUUGCUUGCGCCUUACUUACUAGCCGCUGUUCAAUUUUAGUCAUUAAAAUUUAGUCUGGCUCAAUUUAAAGAGAACUUUUUUUUUAUUCAGUGAAGUAGUAGACAAUUAUGAUGAGGUUGAACUGCCAGAAGUAGCUUGCUUGGAUAAAUUCCUAGGUUAUAAUAAAAACAUAAUCACCACUCAUUUUAUUUAAAUUUAAACAAGAACAGCAACUACAAAUUUUUAUUUAAUAUAUUAUAUGGUUGAUAGAAGCAGUAGGCUAUUUACAACUUCAUAUUAUUUAAAUUCAUUUUCACCGGGCUGAAGUUCAUUCAAUUAUUUUGUUUAGACUUUUCCCUUUUCCCUAGAUGCAGCAGUAUACAUUAUUUAGAGAGCUGUCUGUGGGUAUUUUAUAUUAUAUUACGCAUAUUAUCCUUUUUAAAAAUUUUAAUCAAUAAUUUAUUCUUCAAUCAUUUUUCAUAUUAAAAUUAAUUUCCUUGACUGAGACUUACAUUCAGAGCUUGUAAGUUGUGUGGGGUGGACAACUCCAGAUGAAGUAUACUCUUGUGCUGAUGACCAUCAUGUCUUAAAAUGGAACCUGACCAACAAUGAAACGGUCACACUGCUUGAUCUGUCAAAAGAUUGUUUCCCAACUAGCAUGCAUUGGUUUCCUAAGUCAGCACAGGGAGGCGGAGCCAAAAAGGCAGGAUCAGAUGUUUUUUCUUUGACCUCAACAGACGGUAAACCCAUUCCAAAAUAAUGUUUUAUGAAUUUAUUAUAAUUUUAAUGCCGUCACUAUUCUAUCAUCUGAAAUUAUGUCUAAAUAAUUAUUCAUAAUAUUGAAUUUUAGGCAAGAUAUUUCAAUUAGUUUUAAACAUUUAUAACUGAACCUAUGAUUUAAUUUAUUUCCAUGGUAAAUAAGAGUAUUUUUAAUUUGUAAUUCUAGGAAAAUUCCAUCUGAUCAGUCGCACAGGCAGAGUAGAGAAGAGUGUUGAGGCCCAUAAGGGAGCAGUUUUGUGUGGUCGUUGGAGCUAUGAUGGGACUGCACUUGUCACAGGGGGUGAAGAUGGACAAGUGAAAAUCUGGUCCCGUAGCGGCAUGUUGAGAUCCACACUCACACAGAACAGUAAGCAGUUUAAAUUUCCUUUCAUUUAGGUAUAGCAUUGUUUUAAAGUAACAAUUAUUAUUUCCGAUGUUCAAUAAUAAGUUGGAUAUGCAUUUUGCUAAGACAAAUAAUUACUUUAAAAAUUCUUAAAGUACAUUAUUGUUUAUUCCGUUUUUUUCACCAUGUCCUGGUAUCUGUAAUACUUUUGCAUUUCUUGGUAACUGGCUCCAGCAGGUGUAUGUUAUUGUACUCUGAAUUCUAUUAUUAUUCUUAUGGUCAAGAAUGUGUAUUUAUAUAUUUUUAGGUAUCCCAGUAUACAGCGUUGCUUGGAGCCCUGACUCUGAUCAAGUUUUAUUCACAAAUGGUCGACAAUUGGUAAUUAAACCUCUGCAGGCUAAUGCAAAGCCCCAAAUGGUAAAUUGUUUAGCUAAGAUAAAACUUAUUACAUUAGGAGAUUAAUUUGGGCCAUAAUAAGACACAAAGUUGUCAAUUUAAUAGAAAUGGUUUUUGGAAGGGGGGAAGGACUCCUUGUUUUUAACCUAACUAAAAAAUAAACAGCUCAUAGGUCACCAAUAAAUAUUAUGAUCAAAGGUAUUUGAAAUGGUCAGUACAUUGUCCAAAAAGAUGAAAAACCAUUGAAGGCAUUAUAAAUUUGUUUAAACUAUAGGGAAAAGGAUAGGUUAAAUAACAAGCUGUCAAAUGUUCGAAAUCAAAUAGCAUUGCACAUCUGGAUCUUAAAUUUAGCAGGUCACAUGAAAAAUCACCAUUUCAUGUGACUGAAGCAUCUAGUAAAAUAUCUCCCUUUCGCUUUGGCCUUUGAUAAAGUUUGAUCAUAUGCUUGUCACACCUGUACUGUAUAAUAUUGUACUAAUUGUGUUGAUUGCUGGAAAUUCAUGUAUUUUUAGUGUUUUUUAAGGGAAAGUGAGAAAAAUGAAACUUUUUCAUAAAAUUUAUUUUUGUUGAUUUUUUUCCAUUAUGUCCUUUUGAUAAAUAAUGAGCGAUGCAAUGGGAUCUGAAAUCAUUUUACAUUAUACGCCCCAAUUUCUAGAUAAGAGAACUCUCACCUUAGAUUCAAGAGGAAAAAAUGGCGUUAAAGAAUGAUGGGACACUCAAAAUAAGAUUCCUUUCGUGUUUUCUCGGUUUUAGUCAAAGAAAUGCCCGUUAAUUUCUAACGAGACUGUUGCAGUUCUGCUAUAAUUUUCUAUAGUUAUGUGAUCAAAGUUUUUUCUAUUCUUGUUUUAAUAAAAGAUUAUCAGGGGUCAUGCGUGAAAGACAUAGGAGGAGAACUUUCGAGUUGCUUGAUCUGAUAUUUAGCCAAAUGCAAAAGAACUACGUUCAUAAAAACAUACUUCUUUUCUAUUGACAUUCAAGCUUUAAUAGUGAAAUCUAUUGCAUGCUUUUAUAAAUUGGUAUAAAAGUUCUACUUGAUCAUGUUAAUUUCACGUCUACAAGAAAAAAGACAUUUAAAUGUUGAUACAUGCAAAAAAAUAGUAAAAUAAACAAUAGUAAAUUGGUUAUGUUUUUUUUUUUUCAUGUUUUUCAUUAUGGUGUGCCGUAGAAAUCUGGGAAUGGUCUACAUGGGCUGUGAGUGAAAAAAACGGCUAUGGAGCCAUGGUUUACACCACUCAACCAUAUGAAGUCUGUUUUGUCACAACCUAUGUAUCUUUUAAACUCCAUUAAUGUCAUUGUUAUUACUACUAUUCAAUUGAAUGUUUAUUUCAGUGGAAGGCUCAUGAAGGAAUCAUCUUGUGUGUUGAUUGGAAUGCUGUAGGCAAUUUUAUUCUGUCUGGUGCAGAGGACAAACGCUAUAAGGUAUGACAGAGCUUUAAGGCUGUAACACCUCAGUCAUGACCUAGUUGACAGAGCUUUAAGUCAGUAAAACCUUAGUCCUGACCUACUUGUCAGAGCUUUAAGUUAGUAGUACCUUAGUUCUGACCUACUUGUCAGAGCUUUAAGUCAGUAACACCUUUGUCCUGACCUACUUGUCAGAGCUUUAAGUCAGUAACACCUUAGUCCUGACCUACUUGUCAGAGCUUUAAGUCAGUAACACCUUAGUCUUGACCUACUUGUCAGAGCUUUAAGUCAGUAACACCUUAGUCCUGACCUACUUGUCAGAGCUUUAAGUCAGUAACACCUUAAUCCUGACCUACUUGUGAGAGAUUUAAGUAAGUAGCACCUUAGUCCUGACCUACUUGUGAGAGAUUUAAGUUGGUAAUUCCUGAGUUAAAUUUACAAAUUAACAGUUUUUGUUGUUUAAGUUCUCAGUAGUGACUUUGGCAAUUUAGAAAUAAAACUUUUUUUUUUUUUAAUGUAACACAUUCCUGGCAAUAAUCUAAUCUUUUGUAUUGAAGGUGUGGGACACUUAUGGGCGUCAGUUAUACAGCAGCAGUAGCCAUGAGUAUCCCAUCACAUCUGUGGCCUGGACACCCGAUGGGGAAAUGUUUGCUAUUGGAUCUUUCAACACUCUCCGCCUGUGUGAUAGAAGCGGGGUGAGCUGGAUGCAAAAAGUGCCAGUUACAAAAAGUUUACUUCUGUCCUAUAAAUGAAAUAAUGAAUAAUAUUAGUUGUUAAUUUUCUACACAUCUUUUGAAAAAUUGUGAUAUUUUUGUGUUAUAUAACAAUAACAUCAUAUCAUAACUUAAAAUUGUAACUUUUUUUGGUUUUUAGGAAAUUUUUAUAGAUUUCUACCACCUUUCAAUUAAUAUUGUAUGGGAAAAGUCAGAGAAGUGUAUACCGUAUGUAUUGUUUAUAACUGCAAUACAAUAUAAGAGAAAGCAUUGUUAUUUAUUUUUACAACAGUGGUCCUAUGCCCUCGAGAAGCCGAACACUGGAAGUAUAUUCAACAUUGCAUGGUCCAGUGAUGGAACACAAAUAGCUGGGGCAUGUGGAAACGGUCAAAUCAUAUUUGGCAAUGUCAUUGAAAUGUAAGUUUAUAUUAAAUUUCUGGCACAAUUGAAGAAGAAUGUUAGGACCAUAGUCAUGUGACUCAACCUAUAAUAGGUACUUUUUUCACCAUUCAUUCAGUGAUCAUGCAAAGAGACAAUGGUCAAGAAAUAUGUCUAUUUUUGGGAGCUGUUUGAAGCUGCCAGAUAUUUUAUUUCACUAUUGUGGACCAGAUCUGCUUGUAUAGUGAGCAUACUACAGAGGUGUAGUGCAGUUCUUUAUUGCUGAAUGUAGUCCAGUAAUGGCCCUAUAUCAUCUAAAUGUUAAUGCAGUUGGACCUUGCGCCCCCCCCCCCCCCCCCCCCCCCCCCUCUGAACUUAUUGGAAAAAAUUAAGAUUUUUGUUUUUUAGUAUUCCCUUGACAGAUAAAUAACACACAAAACAGCAAACACUCAUUUAUAUAGAGAGAGAAAUUGUAAUUUAAGUAUUUGCAAGUAAACCAUGUCCUUAAUAUAUAUAUAUAUAUAUAUUUUGUGUGUUAAGUUUGUAUAAGUUAUAAGUUUUGCUUUUUGUGACCUUUUCCCAGGCCCAGGGAGUUCACUGGGUUUUUUACACAUGGCUGGUGGGGAGUUUUGCUUAUCUCCCAUAUCUGAUGGGGAGUUUGGUUUGUCAUACAUAGCUGGUGGGGAGUUUGGUUUGUCAUCCAUAGCUGGUGGGGAGUUUGGCUUAUCUCCCAUAGCUGGUGAGGAGUUUGGCUUAUCUCCGAUAGCUGGUGGGGAGUUUGGCUUAUCCCCCAUGGCUGGUUGGGAGUUUGGCUUAUCCCACAUGGCCUUUUGGGAGUUUGGUUUAUCAUCCAUAGCUGGUUGGGAGUUUUGCUUAUCUCCCAUAGCUGGUGGUGAGUUUGGCUUAUCCCCCAUAGCUGGUUGGGAGUUUGGUUGUCAUCCAUAGCUGGUUGGGAGUUUGGCUUAUCCCCCCAUAGCUGGUGGGGAGUUUGGCUUAUCCCCCAUAGCUGGUGGGGAGUUUGGCUUAUCCCCCAUGGCUGGUUGGGAGUUUUGCUUAUCUCCCAUAGCUGGUGGUGAGUUUGGCUUAUCCCCCAUAGCUGGUUGGGAGUUUGGUUGUCAUCCCUAGCUGGUUGGGAGUUUGGCUUAUCCCCCCAUAGCUGGUGGGGAGUUUGGCUUAUCCCCCAUAGCUGGUGCCCUCAAACCGAAUAGGGGGUACCGACCAAGGGAGUUUGGCUUAUCCCCCUUAGGUUGUGAGGAGUUUUGGUUAUCCCCCAUAGGUGGUUGGGGAGUUUGGCUUAUCCCCCAUAGCUGGUUGGGAGUUUGGCUUAUCCACCAUGGCUGGUUUGGAGUUUGGCUUAUCCCCCUUAGCUGGUGGGGAGUUUGGCUUAUCCCCCAUAGCUGGUGGAAAGUUUCAGGUUAUCCCCCAUAGCUGGUGGAAAGUUUCAGGUUAUCCCCCAUAGCUGGUGGAAAGUUUCAGGUUAUCCCCCAUAGCCGGUGGGGAGUUUGGCUGUAUUUGAACACUAUCCAUGUUGUUUUACUGAUACUAUGUUUGAUGCAGACGGCUGGAGUGGAAAAACUUUGAAGCCACUCUGACGGCCAGUAAACAGAUCAAUGUAAGAAAUGUGAUGAACGACGCCACAGAAAAGCUGGACUUCAGGGACAGAGUGAUCAAGGUUGCUCUUGGCUACAACCAUCUUGUGGUGGCCACUUCCUCACAAUGUUACAUUUACAAGUAAGCAAAAUUAUUAUUCUUAUUGAUUUGAAUUAAUUGUAGGAAAAUGAAAUUAUAUUUUAUAUUUUUUUUUUUUAAUAGAGACAUUCAUAUGUAAAACAAAAAAAAAGGAAAAUUUCAAUUUCAUUGGAAAGAUCAAAAUCUUUGAAGAACUCUUAAUUGUUAUUCAGCAUUCAAAAAGUUCAAAAAACUUUUUAAGUGAAUAAUAUUAUGAUAUCAAGCAGACAGAAAGAAUUGAUAGAUUCUAUUUCGAAUUUCUUGCUGUCUUGCCAUGAUUAAUUAUUUUCAUAGUUUAUUCUUAGACUUUUUGUUUCAUCAUUACUUUUUUUUUUUACUUGUUUAUUCCCGUGUCUUGUUUCCCAUGUCCCGUGUCCCAUUUCCCUUCUCCGUGGAAAGCUUUCUUUGUUCUGUUGGGAAACUUUGAAAGCUUCCUCAGUCCUUGCCCUUUUUAUGACCAUUUUGUAAGUACUUUUCUUAACAAAACCAAUGAUAUAAAACUUUUUUGUUUUGUUACAGUACAAAGAACUGGAACACUCCAAUGAUAUUUGACCUUAAAGAAGGAAGUGUCACUCUGAUCAAACAGGCAGAGAAGUAAGGACAACUAUAUGAUACUGAAAUAAAAAAAUUUGUAUGAAAUACUUUUGUAAUAAAUUAUACCUGGGACAAGUUAAGUAUUUGUAAAGUAAUGAAAGGGGAGGGGGCGGGAAUGGCUGUGAUAAAGUUGUAUAUUAAAAAAAUAUGAACGACAUGGAAUGUGUAAGCUUGAAUAACUAACGGCUGUUGUUCAAGUUUUCACAUACUGGUACCCAUAAUCAUUAGCUCUUAAUUUGUACCACUACACAGAAUCAUAAGCUUCAAACUAACCCGUUGUACAGCUCUAACUUUUACCUGUACACACAUAUUAUAAGCUAUCAUAAUCAGACGUACAAGAGCUCUUAACUUGUACCGGUACCCAGAAUCAUAAGCUCCAAACGAGAAUUACACUUCUAACCUUGUACCGGUACUCAUCAUUGUCAAUACAGUUAAUCUUAAAAAGUCAUUUGAGUGGAUAUUUAGAAAUUGACUAUUGCAGAAUUUACUGAAACAUUUUUAUUAUUUGUUUGCGCCAGGUUUUCAACAUGUUUUAAUCGUACAACUUUCCUGAACGGAUAGUUAACAAUCUCAAAACACACUGUUCAAAAUUUUUUUUUUUUUAAAAUACAGGCUGUUUAGACAGUAAUAUUAUUUUAUGAGAAUAUAUCAAAUUUUUAUGAGAAUAUAUCAAAUUUUUAUGACAAUAUAUUACAUUUUUAUGACAAUAUAUCAAAUUUUUAUGACAAUAUAUCAUAUUUUUAUGACAAUAUAUAAAAUUUGUAUGACAAAAUAUCAAGUUUUUCUGAGAAUAUAUAGAUGAUAAUAUUCCAAUCCAAUUUUAAGGCAAAAUGUCCACAAUUAAAAUUUUUUACUUUUGAUUUUUCAUUCAUUUUUAUAAAUACUCUUGUGACACACCCUUGACCUUGGGGACAUAAAUGUUGAAAAAUGUUUGUUAAUAACAGCACUGAUAUUUUCUAAGUUUCUGACAUUAAAUCUUAUUUAAACUUAACAAUAGUCCAACCCUUUUCUUAAAAUUACAAUAUAUCCAAUAUUUUCAGAUUCCAUUAGUUUUUGCAUACACUAUUUAUACUCACAACAGACACUUCCUCCUGGUUGACGGGACCGGCGUUUAUGUGUUUUCCUAUGAUGGGCGCCUGGUUUGUUCACCACGCUAUCAAGGUAUGAAGGCUGAAGUCCUGAACCAGCAAACUAUUGCAAUUUGUAAUGACACGGUCGCUAUAAGGGAUAAAACGGAUGAAAAGGGUGAGCCUACUACAGCUUUUUGUUAUGUCAGUGCUUUAGUACAGUACUAUUCUUGUAAUGUUAAUUUUUUUUUACUAUUGCAUUGAAGAAUAUUAUGGGUUUUUUUAAGUAUAUUUUUUGAGAACUCUGGUGGUCAGCGAAUCCGCUGUCUAUUUAAUGACAGUUGGUAAGAUUCCAGUAUUGUCAUCGUGACAACAACUCUAGAACCUCAGUUACUCAAGUGUGUCAAACAAAUAACUGACAAUUAUUUUGCAUGUAACAAAUUUGCAAAUUUUUCUUCUUUUUUUUUACUGUUUACGUAUUAUGUUAUAUGCUUAGUUUGAUAAAGUUUCUGGAAAAAAAUCUUUUUUAAAAUGCCAAAACUGUUCAUUUAAACAGAAUAAGUUUUCUUUUUUCCUUUAUAAAUUGUAUAUGUUGAACCCUUUCUAUGUUGUAUAAUGAUGUGAAAUCUCUCUCCACAAGUUGUCUAUGUGUUUGAUGCACAGACCGGAAAAACAAUGGGGGAUGGCAAACCAAUCACUCAUAAGGUAAACAUGUGUGUUUAGAUGCAGAGCUGUGGGGCAACCAAAACACGUUUGAGCUUGAGUAACUUUCAUUAUUCAUGGAUGUUAAAAGGUAGAAGUUUAAAACUCGGACAGUUAUACUGUAAUAUUGGGUGUUCGGAUAGUUAUACUGUAAUACGGGGUGUUCAGAUAUUAGGCACACAUACACAUAUUGUUUAUCAGAAAACUAGGGUCUGAUUUCUGUAUCUUAUUUUUUGGUUUGCCCCCCCCCCCCCCCCCCUGAAAUUUAAGUUAUUAAAAAACAUGUUCAAUCUAUAUUUUUGUAAUGUGCUUGUUGUGUUUAGGUAGAGGUCAUGGACAUUGGACUUGAUCAGUGUGGUGUUACGGCCGAGAGAAGAAUCUCUCUUGUGGACAAAAACAGAGACCUGUUCAUCACGUCUGUCCGAAUAUUUGGCUCUGAGAGGAAGAUCAUCAAACUCGGUACUCUCAUGGGGGACUUUUUCAACCGCAUAAAGGGGGACUUUUUCAACUACAUAAGGGAGACUUUUUCAACUACAUAAGGGGGACUUUUUCAACUACAUAAGGGAGACUUUUUCAACUACAUAAGGGGAACUUUUUCAACUACAUAAGGGAGACUUUUUCAGCCACAUUUUUUUGUGUGUAUUUUAGCUUACGCAUGUAGAUUAAGUAACAUUUUGAAGAAUUGUCAGACAUUUAAAAUGAUUAUGUGUCGUACCAUGUUGUAUUGUUUUGGUUCCUCUGUUCCCAGCCAACAUGAUCCAGACUCACGUCUGGAAUGAUGAGACCAACAUGCUGGCUGCCAUGACAGAUGGGAAGAUCUUGGUCUGGUACUACCCUAAUGCUGUUUAUGUUGACAAGGAUCUGCUGCCAAAAACACUUUACGAGAAGGAUUCGAGGUUUGUUUUGUCAAAAAAAUGUUAAAAGAGUCGGUGAACUUUUGAGCAAGUGUGCCUUGUUUUGAUAUAAUUUAAGGAGCUUCUGCUAAGUUUUUUUAAAUACUUUGAGUUAGUGUGUCCUGUGCUAACUUAGGUUAGAGCUUUGAGUUAGUGUGUCCUGUGUUAACAUAGGUUAGAGCUUUUACUUAGUGUGUCCUGUGCUAACAUAGGUUAGAGCUUUGAGUUAGUGUGUCCUGUGCUAACAUAGGUUAGAGCUUUUACUUAGUGUGUCCUGUGCUAACAUAGGCUAGAGCUUUGAGUUAGUGUGUCCUGUGUUAACAUAGGUUAGAGCUUUGAGUUAGUGUGUCCUGUGCUAACAUCGGUUAGAGCUUUUACUUAGUGUGUCCUGUGUUAACAUAGGUUAGAGCUUUGAGUUAGUGUGUCCUGUGCUAACAUAGGUUAGAGCUUUUACUUAGUGUGUCCUGUGUUAACAUAGGUUAGAGCUUUUACUUAGUGUGUCCUGUGUUAACAUAGGUUAGAGCUUUUACUUAGUGUGUCCUGUGCUAACAUAGGUUAGAGCUUUUACUUAGUGUGUCCUGUGCUAACAUAGGUUAGAGCUUUGAGUUAGUGUGUCCUGUGCUAACAUAGGUUAGAGCUUUGAGUUAGUGUGUCCUGUGCUAACAGAGGUUAGAACUUUGAGUUAGUGUGUCCUGUAUAGAUUACAGAUGUCAGCUGAUCAGAACUUACUAUCAGAGCAUUAAAUGGAUUUUUUUUUAACAGUGUAUUAAAAGAUAAAUAAUGGCCAAAAAUAUUAUUUCAGUGAAUUUGGCAAAGCUCCACAGCUGGUUGGUUUUCUAGGCAGCCAUCUUAUUCUACGUCGGUCAGAGGGUUCUCUCAUCUCAACAUCCAUCACGUCCUAUCCCUCUGUGCUGCACUCGUACGUCAUGAGCAAUAAGUGGGAUGACGCCGUCAGAUUGUGCCGCUUCGUCAAGGUAUUGCAUUAUAUCUGUGCUCCCAAUCAUCCAUCUCUAAUUAGAUUUAUUUAAUGAACACAGCCUUUCAACUUGGCUGAGCCACAACGUUGCUGAGCCAUAACAAUUUGGCUGAGCCAUAAAAACUUGACUGAGUCAUAAUGACUUGGCUGAGCCAUAAGAACUUGGCUGAGCCCUAACAACUUGGCUUGUUAGGGGUUUGAUGCAUUUUUAUUUUUAAUUGUUUGUUUGGUAACCUUAGCGAUACAAGGUAAGCUAUGCUUGCCAAAUGAAAAUACAUUCCUACCACUAAUUGUGAAGGAUGAAAGACAAGAAACUCAGCUUCAUCCAUCACCAGCAGUUUGAUAUCGAGUUUAUUUUUUUUUUUAAUCCUACACUUGCAAAGGCCUCACAGUUUGAAUAUUUGAUUAAACCAAAUUGUCUUUAUAUUUAAUUCAUUUAAGAAACAAGUUGGAUCAAUUGUAAUCAUUAUAUUUAAUAGGGUAUGGUUAGCAAAAAGGAGUUUCAUAUAGUUUAAUGUCGUAACCAAAAAGGAGUUUCAUAUAGUUUAAUGACGUAACCAAAAAGGAGUUUCAUAUAGUUUAAUGACGUAACCGGUUUGGUUAGCCAAAAGGAGUUUCAUAUAGUUUAAUGACGUAACCGGUUUGGUUAGCCAAAAGGAGUUUCAUAUAGUUUAAUGACGUAACCGGUUUGGUUAGCCAAAAGGAGUUUCAUAGAGUUUAAUGACGUAACCGGUUUGGUUAGCCAAAAGGAGUUUCAUAGAGUUUAAUGACGUAACCGGUUUGGUUAGCCAAAAGGAGUUUCAUAGAGUUUAAUGAUGUAACCGGUUUGGUUAGCCAAAAGGAGUUUCAUAGAGUUUAAUGACGUAACCGCAGCAAUAUUCUGCUCUGGAGGAUGUUCUUUUGUCCAAACUUUUCCAUUAACUUUGCUCAAGAUUUUUAUAUCUAUAAUUUUUGUUAGAUUUAACUGUAUUCACUUGACAUAACAAGAACAAGAAAUUUAAUCAUUAAAUUGUUGUGUCCUGUAAUUUUUGUUAGAUUUAACUGUAUUCACUUGACAUAACAAGAACAAGAAAUUUAAUCAUUAAAUUGUUGUGUCCUGUAAUUUUUGUUAGAUUUAACUGUAUUCACUUGACAUAACAAGAACAAGAAAUUUAAUCAUUAAAUUGUUGUGUCCUGUAAUUUUUGUUAGAUUUAACUGUAUUCACUUGACAUAACAAGAACAAGAAAUUUAAUCAUUAAAUUGUUGUGUCCUGUAAUUUUUGUUAGAUUUAACUGUAUUCACUUGACAUAACAAGAACAAAAAAUGUAAUCUUUAAAUUGUUGUGUCCUGUAAUUUUUGUUAGAUUUAACUGUAUUCACUUGACAUAACAAGAACAAGAAAUUUAAUCAUUAAAUUGUUGUGUCCUGUAAUUUUUGUUAAAGCUAUGAUACAAUUCAAUACAGUUUGAUAUGCAUCAAUAUCAUUUUUUUUUUAAUCAUACAAUACAAACACUGGGAAUUAUGGAAACAACAGGAAGCCAUGUUUGUAGUUAUCAUAAGUUACAGAAAUUAUGAAACAUUAAUUAGGUUGCUGUUUACCAUGUGCUCUGUGCUUAAUAUUAUGAGUUAAGUUUCAAUGUCCCCAGUCCCUGUGGGACUUGGUGACCACUUACCGGUAACUAAUAAAAAAUUUAAAAAACUAAUUUCAGGAAGAUAAUUUAUGGGCCUGCCUGGCAGCCAUGGCGACCUAUGCCAAAGAUCUGAACACUGCUGAGAUUGCUUAUGCUGCCAUCCAAGAGGUAAUGGACCUCGUUGAUUAAAAGUACUUGUUCAGUUGGUGAAAGUCUGCUGCAAAUAUUUAGUCUGUGAAUGUAGUCUCACUCAUCUACAUAUUGGAUAUAUUUACACAAAUUAAAUAUCAGCAUGCCACAGUGGAAACAAGUGCUGUUUAUGUCAGUUUUUUCUCUGUUUCUAAUUCACUUAGAUAGUUACAUUUUUUUAAAUUCCCAAAUGAAACCUAAAAGAUUUUAGAAUCCUUGCAGUCAGAGAACAAAAAGUUAUAUUUUUAUUGAAAAUGAAAUCAGUUAGUCUCUUGAGAGCAUUUUUUAAAGAAGUAUUUGAUUAUUAACCCACUGUCACUUCAUAAUGCUUGCACUUCAGAGACCAUUUAAAUUGUCACUUCAUAAUGCCUACACUUUAGCAGAAACCAUUUAAAUUGUCACUUCAUAAUGCUUGCACUUCAGAGACCAUUUAAAUUGUCACUUCGUAAUGCUUGCACUUCAGAGACCAUUUAAAUUGUCACUACGUAAUGCUUGCACUUCAGAGACCAUUUAAAUUGUCACUUCAUAAUGCUUGCACUUCAGAGACCAUUUAAAUUGUCACUUCAUAAUGCUUGCACUUCAGAGACCAUUUAAAUUAUCACUUCGUAAUGCUUGCACUUCAGAGACCAUUUAAAUUGUCACUUCAUAAUGCCUACACUUUAGCAGAAACCAUUUAAAUUGUCACUUCAUAAUGCUUGCACUUCAGAGACCAUUUAAAUUGUCACUUCGUAAUGCUUGCACUUCAGAGACCAUUUAAAUUGUCACUUCGUAAUGCUUGCACUUCAGAGACCAUUUAAAUUGUCACUUCAUAAUGCUUGCACUUCAGAGACCAUUUAAAUUGUCACUUCAUAAUGCCUACACUUUAGCAGAAACCAUUUAAAUUGUCACUUCAUAAUGCUUGCACUUCAGAGACCAUUUAAAUUGUCACUUCGUAAUGCUUGCACUUCAGAGACCAUUUAAAUUGUCACUACGUAAUGCUUGCACUUCAGAGACCAUUUAAAUUGUCACUUCAUAAUGCUUGCACUUCAGAGACCAUUUAAAUUGUCACUUCAUAAUGCUUGCACUUCAGAGACCAUUUAAAUUAUCACUUCGUAAUGCUUGCACUUCAGAGACCAUUUAAAUUGUCACUUUAUAAUGCCUACACUUUAGCAGAAACCAUUUAAACUGUCACUUCAUACUGCCUACACUGCCACAGAAACCAUUUAAAUUGUCACUUCACAAUGCCUACACUGCCACAGAAACCAUUUAAAUUGUCACUUUAUAAUGCCUACACUUUAGCAGAAACCAUUUAAAUUGUCAAUUCACAAUGCCUACCAUGCCACAGAAACCAUUUAAAUUGUCACUUCACAAUGCCUACACUGCCACAGAAACCAUUUAAAUUGUCACUUCACAAUGCCUACACUGCCACAGAAACCAUUUAAACUGUCACUUCACAAUGCCUACAUUGCCACAGAAACCAUUUAAAUUGUCACUUCACAAUGCCUACACUGCCACAGAAACCAUUUAAAUUGUCACUUCACAAUGCCUACACUGCCACAGAGACCAUUUAAAUUGUCACUUCAUAAUGCUUGGCCUUCAGAGACCAUUUCAAACAAACCAUGAUCAGUGAGCCACACACACUUUUCUUAAACUAUUUUCUCAUGAAAUUUAAGGGUGGGGGUGGGGUGGGGGAGAAGAACUUUGUUUUUUUUAGUUAGUAUUUGAAAUCAUCUAAAAAUGCUUCCUUUUUUUUAAUUAUUAUUUUUUUUAUUUAUAAGUUUUUGAACAUUAAAUUUGGUUUGUACUAAUAAUUCAGGCUGACAAAGUUCAGUUCAUCAUCAGCAUCAAAGAAAUCCCAGUGAAGGAAGCCAGGAAUGCAGAGAUGGCUUUACUGUGUGGCAACCAACAGGAUGCUGAGGCCAUCCUCCUGCAGGCUGGCCUCAUUUUCAGGGCCAUAAUGCUCAACAUACAGCUCUACAAUUGGGACAGGUGGGCUGGCUGUUCAUAGUCUGUGUACGACGACCUGUCUGUUAUGGUGUACGACCUGUCUCUUAUGGUGUACGACCUGUCUGUUAUGGUGUACGACCUGUCUUUUAUGGUGUAUGACCUGUCUGUUAUGGUGUACAACCUGUCUGUUAUGGUGUAUGACCUGUCUGUUAUGGUGUACGACCUGUCUUUUAUGGUGUAUGACCUGUCUGUUAUGGUGUACGACCUGUCUAUUAUGGUGUACGACCUGUCUGUUAUGGUGUUCGACCUGUCUUUUAUGGUGUACGACCUGUCUGCUAUGGUGUACGACCUGUCUUUUAUGGUGUACGACCUGUCUGUUAUGGUGUACGACCUGUCUAUUAUGGUGUACGACCUGUCUGUUAUGGUGUACGACCUGUCUAUUAUGGUGUACGACCUGUCUGUUAUGGUGUUCGACCAGUGUUAGUCACAGGUUAUGGUUUUAUUAUAACAAUAUCGGUUGUCUUUUAUAUGUUUUCAAUUAUAGAUUAUGUUUCAUCAUUAAGACCGAUCUUAAACAUGGGCACUUGUUUGUAGUCUGAUGACUCCAAGGGCCUUGUUUGUGGUCUGAUGACUCCAUGGGCCUUGUUUGUAGUCUGAUAACUCCAAGGGCCUAUUUUGUAGUCUGAUGACUUCAAGGGCGAGUUUUCAUAAUCGGAAGACGUUCAUAAACUCCUUUAUUUUAAAUUUACGUUAGUAUAAAUGGUACAUUUUGUCCCCCUAUUCAUGGAUAUAAAGCUUACAUAUGGAUCCUUUUUGGGGUGUGUUGAUCCAAGAUGGAGAACCUCUGCCUCAGAUCUCAGGGAUAUGUGGAUGUCUUUGACCACCUCUGCUUCAGAUCUCAGGGAUAUGUGGAUGUCUUUGACCACCUCUGCCUCAGAUCUCAGGGAUAUGUGGAUGUCUUUGACCACCUCUGCCUCAGAUCUCAGGGAUAUGUGGAUGUCUUUGACCACCUCUGCCUCAGAUCUCAGGGAUAUGUGGAUGUCUUUGACCACCUCUGCCUCAGAUCUCAGGGAUAUGUGGAUGUCUUUGACCACCUCUGCCUCAGAUCUCAGGGAUAUGUGGAUGUCUUUGACCACCUCUGCCUCAGAUCUCAGGGAUAUGUGGAUGUCUUUGACCACCUCUGCCUCAGAUCGCAGGGAUAUGUGGAUGUCUUUGACCACCUCUGCCUCAGAUCUCAGGGAUAUGUGGAUGUCUUUGACCACCUCUGCCUCAGAUCUCAGGGAUAUGUGGAUGUCUUUGACCACCUCUGCCUCAGAUCUCAGGGAUAUGUGGAUGUCUUUGACCACCUCUGCCUCAGAUCUCAGGGAUAUGUGGAUGUCUUUGACAAUUAUUAUGAUUUUUAAAAAAGCCUCCUUUACCACUGGUUCUCAGCUCAACUGUUUCUGUGGUGUUCAUUGCUUGACUCCUCUACCACUGGUUCUCAGCUCAACUGUUUCUGUGGUGUUCAUUGCUUGACUCCUCUACCACUGGUUCUCAGCUCAACUGUUUCUGUGGUGUUCAUUGCUUGACUCCUCUACCACUGGUUCUCAGCUCAACUGUUUCUGUGGUGUUCAUUGCUUGACUCCUCUACCACUGGUUCUCAGCUCAACUGUUUCUGUGGUGUUCAUUGCUUGACUCCUCUACCACUGGUUCUCAGCUCAACUGUUUCUGUGGUCUUCAUUGCUUGACUCCUCCUUGUUUCAGAGCCCUGGAGUUGGCAGUGAAGAACAAAACACACGUGGACACUGUCCUGGGCUACAGACAGAAGUUCUUAGCCAGAUUCGACAAACCUGAGGCUAAUAAAAGAUAUCUUCAAUACAAGGAAGGGGUUAGUAGAUGUGCAGUUCAUUGUCUUGUCUAAGCAAAAAUUUAAAAAUUAUUUUUGACUUAAUAGACUUUUAAUUUUGAAUUUUUUUCUAAUGAACCAUUUUAUUGAAUGGUCAACAGAUUGAAAUUGACUGGGAUAAAAUCAACAGUAAAAUCGAGAUGGAGUACCAGAAAGAAAGGGAGCGGCCAGCCGCAGGUGUAGGGCCGACUGCUGGCAGUCGUAGCGGUGCGGUCAGAACAUAAACCAUCAUUUUAUUUCAUUUUGUUUAGGUCAACUUAACCAACCAGUCCAGAAUAUUCUUUUUAUAAACCUACCAGUCCAGAACAUUCUUUUUAUAAACCUACCAGUCCAGAAUAUUCUUUUUAUAAACCUACCAGUACCAGUCCAGAAUAUUCUUUUUAUAAACCUACCAGUGCCAGUCCAGAACACUCUUUUUAUAAACCGACAAUAUUGUUGUUCAUACAAUUCCACAAAAUUAAGAGAAUUUUUUUGUUUUAAUUCCAUCCUUUAACUCAGGAACUGUCCAUUGAAGAUCUGCACUGUGCAGCAAUUUAGAGCUUUUUGGGUGCCUUUCAAAAAUGUGAUUUUUCACAUGCAAAUACAAUAGCUAGACCCCAUAAAGUAUAUAUUUAUUGAAAGUAGACUGGGUGGGGAAUCAUACUGGCUAUUUUUGAAUGAUAUUUUAUACUCGCUGACCAUGACCGUGACCUUGAAGUGACCAAGAAUAAAGAAAAAAAAAAAAUUUUUAAGUACCUCAAAGUACAAUUUUUUUGUUGAAGCCGUAUCAUUAUGUUUAUAUAAUAUGUUUGUGUGAAUCACUUAAGACAUUAACUCAAAAGAAUCAUCAAAAAGAUUCCUAACUGAUUUAUUUUUUAAGCCAGAUGGUCCAGCUAUGGCCUCAUCCACGUCCUGAAAAUCUACUGACACAAAUUCGCUUGUGAAAGAUCAUUGUAAAAAUAACUCCAAAGUUUAAAAAAAGGACACGGAAGAGCGAAAAACAGAAGUUCAUUUAUUAAUAAAAGGAAGUGGUUUUAUUUGGUGUAAAAUAUUGGACUGGAACUUAUUCUUUCAAAGCAAUUUGUAGUGGACGACACAGUUUGGGAAGAGGAAAUAUGCUGAUGAAAUCGACCGAUGACAGUUCGUGGGUUAAAAUAUCUAUUAUCUAAGAUUCUUUAAACUUUUCAUUUUGCUAAAUUAUUAUUUUUAUAAGUGAUAUAACAAAAAGACUUGUCAAGAAUGACCAUACAUUGACCUAUUGUAUGCUGAUCUUACUGCAUUAUUUAAAAUCCUACUGUGCACUAUAAUAUUUGUUUGUGGGUGACAGGUUUGUGAUGUUCUGUCCCUGACUGGCAAAUUUUGCUAACCAUUAGAAAUUUGGCCUCUGAAUGAAUGAACAAGAGAAUAAAAUUUUUAAACAAAUGAAGAAAACUGUGUAAACCUUGGGCCAGGUUUCUCUCACUGGAUCCUGUCCCUGCCAAACAGCUUAGGCACAGAGCCGUUCUUAGGAGUUUGGGGACCCUAAGCAUGGAGCGUAGGUUGAGGGCCCCGGAAUGGGGGGUCCAGGGGUGGAGCUCCCUCGAGCUGAGGAGAAAAUACCACCCACCACUGCGGCACCUCCAUCAAUGUUUCCUCUUUUCUUUGCUCGCGUGUAACCACUAACCAUAUUGAUAAUUCCGCCACUAGAGAAAAUGUGUUCUUCUGAAAUAUAUGGACAUGCAGGUGGUAGUGGGGCCCUAGGCGGUUGCCUAGUUUGCCUACAUGCCUAAGAAUGGCUCUGGUGGCACUUAUUUCCUUAUUUUGAGGAAGGACAUUGCCCCCAGCUAUCGAGGGCGCCUCACGGGGGCCCCCUCACCUUCGGGGCCCUAUGCGGAUGCGUAGUCAGCGUAUGCCUAAGAACGGGCCUGUUGGGCAUCAGCAGCCAACAAACAGAUUGGUGUCUGGUGUUCCUUGCCAAGCACCAGUUGGGCACAACUAAGUGAAUGAGUGAUGGAAAUGUGUUGUGAUCUGUGUGUCAUUGUGAAGGACUAGACUGUGAUAUUUUUAAUUUCAUCAUGUCCAUUCAUUGGUCAGUAUAAUUAUUCCUUCGUUUGUUUGCCGUUAUAUUAUUAUUGUACAUUUAACCAUUCCGUCCAUCUCAGAUUAACCACGUCCAUCUCAGAUUAACCAAACUUUUAAAAUGGUGUGACUCUAGGACAAUUUAGUGAUUGCUCUAAAAAACCUUUCUGUUGAGCCACAAUGACUGUUACAAAAAAAAUCAAUGCUUAAAAAAUCACUAUAAGAGAAAAAACUAAUUCCAUGGACAUGAUUUAGUUUUAAGUUAAGUUCCUCUGCUAAAAUUGAGAUGACAUUCAGUCAUUGUUAACCAGAUUUAUUUUUUUAUUUUCUUAGAUGAGUUUGUUUAGGG
Messenger RNA from Lymnaea stagnalis (great pond snail), 18941 nucleotides. The record is from the annotation of a GenBank genome assembly. NCBI's taxonomy places the organism in Eukaryota, Metazoa, Mollusca, Gastropoda, Lymnaeidae.